Sordaria macrospora k-hell is the source of this 645-nucleotide messenger RNA. RefSeq lists its product as uncharacterized. The record is from RefSeq and is a predicted model, not a curated record. NCBI's taxonomy places the organism in Eukaryota, Fungi, Ascomycota, Sordariomycetes, Sordariales, Sordariaceae.
AUGUCUUUCUUCAAAGUCCUACUUAGUCUAGCUUGCGUGGCUCUGCUUCACUCUGAAGCACUCGCCAUGGUGGCUAGUCGUAUGGAUCUCCAAACCCGCGAUGACAUGCCUACCUUUGCGCUCAUCAGUAUGACCUGCACGUCUUCUCUUGCUGGCUACUGGGCCCCGCGCGAUGGAGCCUACGGCGCCAUCGCCUACUUGGAGACCAAAGCAGGAACUCCCGAUAUCCCUGCCAGUACCGCACCGAUCCAGUGUGUCGAUGUCGCUUGCCACCAGACUGCUGGUUUCGUUCAGGGCGCUGCUAUUGUCUUUUGCAACGAUCCGACCGACAAGAACCUGCCCUCUUACAAGUGGAUCGCCGAUGGCGCUCGUCGUAUUGUGGAAAGUGAGGAGUGCAAGAAAGACUUGGUCAAGAAUGGUAUCAACGAUACUUGGGUUGCUGGUGAGACGAUGUAUGAGAACGGCUGGCAUGUUGCUGUUCGCGCGUCUUACUGCGUUGGAAGCCCGACGGAAAAGAUCCUGCCAUCGUACAAGUGGGUCGCGGAUGGGGCUUGUCGAAUCGUAGACGUCUCGCUGUGCAAGAUCGAUAUCAAGGGCAAGAACGAUACUAUGGUUAUGGGGAAGGCGGUGUAUGAGGAUGGCUGA